Molecule: messenger RNA, 6205 nt
Organism: Bactrocera tryoni
Lineage: Eukaryota; Metazoa; Arthropoda; Insecta; Diptera; Tephritidae
Product: serine/threonine-protein kinase pakD
Exons: 6
Coding region: 687-4598 (1303 amino acids)
Source: RefSeq, a predicted model, not a curated record
UGUUUCAACUUUCGUGAAGGUGAUGUACCAGCUGGCAAGCGUGCGUGAAACAUUCAAAAAUAUUUUGAAGAAAAUCAAAUAGAAAUUUUUGGAGAAAAUUUUGCUUAAAUCAGCUGAGUCAGCAUUAUAUGUUUUGACUGUUGUUGUUUGAUUCGGUGUGGCGUCAGUGAAAAACCUUGAUGACUGUAAACGAAAAAGUCCACCCAACAAUUGUGCGUACUGGUUGGUGGGUAGCGGCGUCGACAAGGCGACUGUGUGCAUGCGUGCUAUUGUGUUUGUGAACCUUUGUCUCGGUGUAAAGUUCUGUCUGUGUCACUUGUGUCGGCAGCGGAGGUGAGGAAGUUAAAGUCGAAUUAAAGGCCGGUCAACUGUAAAUGUAUGUGCAGCGAAGAGUAUAAAGUGAAAUGUGGGAUAUUACAUAAAGAAAAAAUAUUCGUGCGUACUAUGUAUAUAGCAGAUGCUUAAUUGAAAAGCCUUACACAACUUAACAGAGAAAAAAUUAUGUUUAAAUAAUAACAAGUAAUGUGAAAUGUUUAAGGCACGGUCUUGCGAAAAAUAAUAUAUUACAUUAUAAUAAUUGAGUAAUCGAACGGAAAAACGGUUAUGUUGCCCCUUACUGUUGCAAUUUCGGCAACUCAAAAGUGAAAUUUUCGCCAUAAAAGCUUUAACAAAGUACGAACGCGAACAUGUCAGCCACAUCAAAUAUGGAGCAGCCAAGUAAUCAUUGCGAGGCGCAUUUGCUUGCAGCCACUACCGAAAUCGAGGCGCUCAAGCAGGCUCUGCUCGAGAAACAUAGUCAAAUUGUCGCCAUGGAAACAGCAUGCAUACAGGAAACCGAACGACAAGUCGAAUUGGAAGAUAGUGUCAUUGCGUGGCAAGACAAAUAUGAUCGUUUGUAUGAGUCACAUAAACGUGUGCAAAAAGUGAAUCAAAGUUUGGAGGAUAAAUUGCUCAAAUUGGUGGAUCGCAAUACUGGCGAGCGAGCGCAAUUGACCAGCGAUGUUGCCACUUUGAGCGUACGAUUGGCGCAAGCGAAUUUUAAUAUCGCAAAGCUGCAACGGGAAAUCGAACGCUACAAGUCGGAUAUAAAUUUAGCAAUACAACUGUUGCAGUGUAAGCCAGAUAGUUUCAUGCCACAAAAAGUAUCAUCGUUACCGAUUGAUAUACAGUCGAAAGUAUCAGCCUACAUGCGUCUGGAGACUAAUUCACACUCUGAUUCGGAAGGUAGCACUAGCGGCGUCGGCACCGCCACGACAGCUUCCUAUAAAGUGCUUCCAGCAUCAGAUUCACCGCCACCAACCGCGUGCCCCUUUCCGCCAACUGCAAUGGUAUACUCAAUGCGGGGGCUCGACGCUAAACGUACUUCAACGGAUUCCAAUAUGAAUCUCAGCAAUAACAACAAUAGUAAUAACAAUAAUAGCAAUGGCAAUAAUGACAACAACAAUAUCAAGGAGCCACUUCUGAAUAACAACAUAACAGCCACCAAUAAUAAUAGCUGUGAGCCCCACACCGAACUUAAUGCUGAUGUUAUUACGAACAACAACACCAGCAACAGCAACCCCAUAGCAAAUUCAUCGACCCACAGCAAUGAUAAUUCCAACGAUCCCGAUAUGAUUUCACCCAUUAUUAUGGCCAAGUUCCUCGAGGACGAACUGAAGUCGAGUGAAGUGAAACAUUGCGAUACUUGUCAAUGUUCCAAACAGGAUCUCACGGUAUUGGCAGACGUCUCGCGAUCCUAUACAGUUUCCACGCAAACUCCUUUCCAACUGCAGCUCGCCGGCGGUAAUCUUAACGAACCGCUCACACAAUUGUGCCUACGUUGUCAUAGCAAUUUGAACUCACCAUCACGCACCAAUAGUCCCUAUCUGAUGAAAUUGGUGAAAUCCAGUGAUUCGGUGAUUUCGGAAACGAAAAGUUCUGUAUCGGAUCUCAACGAUAUGGAUAAAUUGUUUACACCAGCCAAAAAGGACGAUUUGAUGGUGAAUCCCAUAUUGGGACAUCAUCGUUUGUGUGAUCGUACGGCUGGCAGUGGUGCUUUGCAACAUCAAAACAACAUUGCAGCAGCCAAGUUGAGCACUACGCUACUUUAUCCAACCACACAUUUGGGUACUUACGGGAAUGAAAAGUAUAUGUUGGAGACGAGUAAUAGCCUUGCAGCUGGUAUGCAAGUGAAAAGUGCUUUUCAGCGACGCUUUCUGGAGGGUGGCGGCACUGCUCUGGAGUUACUCAAUGCCGCUAUUGGCAGUGCCAGUGGUAAUGUCACAAUACAAAAUGUUGCCAAGAAGGUGACGGAACAGGUAACACCAAAAUCGGUGGGCAACGAUGAGUUGGAUGACGAGGCGAAACCUUUGCUCAGUGCAAGUUCACAAUCUAAUUUACUGGAUUAUGGUAGAUUAAAAACAAGUGUCGGUAUAGAGUUAGCUGAGUCUGCGAUGGAGCAGCAAAUGAAAUCACCAGCGAGUGUAUGUAGUGCCUCCGAUCCUAAGGAAAAUCUCUUGAAGUCUGCAAUUACCGGCAGCGUGAAUAGUCUGUGGAGCAGAACUAGUAGUUGUGAGGGCGCAAAGAUGUUCGAAACCUUUAAUAGGAAUUUAAUUAAAACCAUCAAGGCUGAAAACCCCAAACACCGUGGACCACGUCUCUGCGCUAUGCGCAUACAACAGAAUGGACAAAGCAAUAUACUGCUAGACAACAUAGAGUCUAUGGAAGCAGUUACGCCCAUUAUUUAUAAACGGCGUGAGCGCCUUUUGGACGAGGAACUAGAUGAUACUAAAGACAUCAUUACUUCCAACACAACAAAUAUUUCGAGCGCAGAAAUAGCAGCAGCGCACAGAGCAGAAGAUGUAGCCGUCGGUUAUACCACGGAUGCAGAAAACGAAAAGUUGGCAGAUGUCAUUAUCAUACAAGCGGAUCCAUUGGAAAAUAAUACCAGUACGCAGGCGCAACGUAACGAAAACGAACUACAAUGCGGAGUGACUGAAAAUGAAGUGGAUCCAAACAGUUGUGUGGUAACAAGUAAUAGCCCAUAUGAACGGUUAGGUGGCGGAGGCGAAGGUAGAGAAAUGUUUACAGCUGAUGAUGAUGCAACUGGUGCAACAGCUACACUUAUAGACCUAACGGAAGCACCCAUUACUGCAAGCGAUUUAACAGCAGCACCAGCGGAUCAAUCGCAUACGGCGCCUGAGGAGACUGCUCGCGUGCAGGAGAAGCGGAACUCGCUGACUUCAAUGUCAAAUGUAACGCCGACGAUCAGCGCAUUGGAUAUGGCGCUUGCGCAGACUGCAUUGGAAGCCACGGGAGCCACUCAAAUGCGCAUCGAACCAGUGAGAACUGUGAGCAGUGUUCAGCAAAUGCAUAAACCAAAGCAUACAAGCAUCUAUCAUUCAUUGCAAAAUGAGUCCAGCUCCAAAACCUCACACAAUUCCAAGUCCUGCACACAGUCGAGCUCGAUAAGUGAUGCUAUUGACAUACAAGAGAGCAUUAUUUUACGGCGCCAACAGCUCAAUCGUGUUGCCGAAUGGGUGCAAAGCAAUACGCAACAACUGGAGCAACAACAACAGCAACAGCAGCAGCAGCAAAAACAACGUAUACAGCAGCAACAACAAGCACUAAACUCGCUGAACAAUUGCGACUCCUCGGGUGGUACAGAUCGACAAUCAUCAUUUUCAACACUAGAUCCACUGGAUUCGGUCUCCAUGGAGAAACUAUCAAUGGAUUCGGGGUAUAAAACUACACCACAACCGCACACAAACGGCUUUCAUCAGCCGUUAGAUGACGCGAAUAAGUCGACCGAAGACUCACUCUCACCGAAAACCGAUACAAACUCUAGUCUUAACAACAACAACUACAAAAAUAGCGCACUUCUCAAUCACUACUCAGCAGACUGCAGCAAUCAACAGGUGACCAUGCAUGUCUAUCCCACAAACACAUAUUUUCGACGCACCACACGUUCCGGCUUGCCUGUGGCUUAUACCACACCCGAUCCGAAUGCGUCCAACACGGAGACGUUCUUAAACAACUACAAUAAUAAUAAUAACAAUAGCGCUUGCAGCACAACACCAACGCUACCCGAUCAGCCCACUUGUGAUAUACUCAACUACAAAUACUAUCCCAGUGAUACGGAUAAGACACGCGCCAUAAGCGCCGAACUCCAUACCACCACUAAGCACGUGGACAUUGCACAAAUGGAGUACAAUGUAAAGCAAUUUCUGCUCAAGCAGAACGAAUGGUCGAUGCGCACCGGCACCACACGUGGCGGCGGUCGAGCCGGCAUCAACACGUCGGCAUCCAACUUGAGCAGCGCCAACUCGCAGGUGACGCUCAGCAGCCAACGUACGCAGACCACAGCGAAGACAUUGCGGCACUUGAAGUUGUUUAGUGGUGUCGGUGUGGGGCCAGGCUUGGGUGCGCGAGUGCAGCCUCCUUUGUUAAAGGACGCGUCUGCUGUGACGGCCGCGGCGGCGGCGGGGUCGUUGAGCAACCGAGAGGAACGAGAGCUUAAAGUGAAGGCGGCGGCGUCGGCGAAUGGCGUCGAAGGUGCGAAAGUAACAGCAGCGGUUGCAGCGAACGCCUUGCCACACAGGACUGAAACGAAUUUAUAAGGAAAUUUAGGGUUUAAACUAUUGUAAUUGCAGCUUAAGCUUAUAUAAAAUAUGCACACAUACUACAAAACAAACCAAAGUACAUACGCAAAUUUACACUAAUAUCUAUAUGUAAUUAACUAGUUUUGUAUUAACGCUGGAUAAGUGCGAGGCUGAGGCAUACGAGCAGGCGCAUGAGCUUGCCAACGGAAGAAAGGAAGCGCUAAAAUAAUUAAGCUUAACUCCAUAAACUCAUCUGAAUAAAAUUUAAUAAUACCAAACAAAUAACGUACAUAUAUAUAAAGUCUGUAUAGAAAGAAGUCUUACUUUAAUGCCCACAUGCAUAAGGAAUUACUACAGAAUGAUAAGGCAGAAAGUAGCGUCUAUGUACAUACACCAUAUGUGGUUAGCGCGUACAAGUAUAUUAGGUAUAAAAAGCGCUUUGAAUACUUAAGGGUAUGCAUUUGUAUAUUUGUAUAUGGGACUUUCUAUAUUCAAGCCAUUCAGGAUUUUGGUGAAACUAUUUGAAGGCGAUAUUAUGCGCUUAGGUGACAUGAAGUAUGAUCAACUAAUCAGCAAUCCUUUAACUCUUCCAUACCUUUUCUGCUUUCUAAGCAGCAUUAUCUUAAAUUUUCACGAUAAAUAUAUCAACAAUUCGAAUCAUAAGUCAUUUAAUUUUAAAAUUUUACUCAUUGAUUUUAGAGACUACGAUUAGGUGGAUUGGGAGUGGCACUGACUUUGCUAUAUGUAAUUGUCACAUCCUUAAAUAUUUAUUGCCGAUUUGUUCAAAAUGCCUUUUAAUACUUCAAAGUGUCAAUGAACUCAUUUAAAGAUCAUCCAAAAUCAUUUGGGGAAUUUUUUAUGUUUUCGGCCUCAAAAUUCAACUGCGUCGUCUUCGCUGCUAACAUAUCUCGCUUUUAGUCCGAAUGGAUAAAAACACUCCAGGUUGAGAAGGAGCUGGUUGCACUUGGAAUCUCCAAUUGGCGCUGUUAUAAACUCGGCUAUAACCGCGCAAGCGGUGUCUACGCCAAUAAAGAAGAAAACUUGCAUCACUCACUAAACUCCCUAAUCAGAGUUUUCGAGGCAAAAAGUUUCCAUACUUGAUAACUGAAGAAAAUCAGCCCUAAUUUUGCUGACUGUUUUGAAAGUUUCAAUUAUUUACUUUCCCUGUUGAAUCUUUGAAUUUUUCGAACACUGACUAAUUGACUAAGCAGGGGUGAGGUGGAUGUUUGACAAUGCAGUUAUGCCUUUAUCGGGCCCAUUGUGAAACCACCGGCACUAAAAUCCCUUCAAUCUAUUAUGUCCUUUCUAAACUACCCUUCGCUCUCGAUGGAGUUCAUCAAUACCAAGAGUUUUAUAUGUGCAAAUUCUGAUAUUACGUAAGUUAGCUAGCUGAUCAAAGAUCGUGGACUACUAUAUGUAGUCCAUUGAGCCAUAAAAAAGAAGAACUCCUGUGUUCGAACUUAUAAAGUAGCAAAACGCUUAGUAGCCAAAACAAAUUUGCAUUGGCGUUUAAUUUCCAUUCCCACCAGCUUAGUAGGUGUGUGAAUGUAUACGCUCCAAAGGGUUUAAGUCUUGACCUACCGAACGCGGGAUAGUCAAGAAGGAAGUGUUGAGUUGUUUCAACC